UGCUCCGUGUAUCAAAGCAAAAAGCCGUAACACUCUCCUGCUCCACUCAGUGGAAACCAAAAACCAGAAACCAAAAAGCCAAAAUCCGAAAACCACUUUCCUUCUACUAUCAAAUAUUUUGAUUUUCCAUUAAAUUAUUCCUUUCAGCUUUCCCUUCUCUCCUCUUUCUCCUUCUAUGCUACCCAAAUCCCAACCAGCUUUUCCCUUUCCUCAGCUUCCACAAACUCACUCGUUAAUGGAGGAUUUUGACCCCACUUCCGUACGCCCAUCGUUGCCGCUAGGAACGAACCACCACAACCACCGUCGUCGCGGGCAGAUCAACACGCCGCGGUCGCGCCGACGGUCUCCGCAGCGAUUCAAGGUCCCGCCGGGCCACGUGGCGUUCCGGCUGUUCUGCAACCAGUCGGCGAUCGGCGGCGUCAUCGGUAACAACGGCGCCGUCGUGUCGCAGCUCCGGCGGGAGACCGACACCAAGAUCCACUUGGAGAACUCGGCGCCGGGCUCUGAUUACGGCGUCGUCUUGGUCAUCGGCUCACGUUCGCGGGACAGGACGAUUGCUUUGACUGCCGGCGAGGGCGACGAGUCCGGGAGGGAGGAGGAGUGUCGCUGCGACGUGUCGGGAGCUCAGGAGGCCAUGAUAAGGGUUUUGGACAGAAUCUGGAUGCUGGAGGCGCCGAGCGAAGGCGGCGGCGGCGGUGGUACGGCGUCGAGAAUGGUUUGGUGCAGAUUGUUGGCUCACGGUUCUCAGAUUCGCGUGGUGAUGGGAAAAGGAGGGACUAAUAUCGUUAGAAUGAGGAAGCAGAGUGGUGCUGAUAUCAGGAUUCUUCCAGAAUUUUCUCCCGGAGGAGACGAAGUUAUCCAGAUUGCGGGAACAGUUUUGGCUGUAAAGAAGGCUCUUUUUGCUGUUUCUUUAUGUCUCCAAGAUCAUCCACCUCAAGAAAACGGGCCGACCUUUUUUAGUGGACUUACGGAGAGCUCUUCGUUUGGGGCGUCUCAUGUUUCUGAUACGCAAGCCGAGUUUUUCCCAAAUCUUGCUUCUUUGUUACCACAAACUGCUUUCAAUAAUAAUGCUCCAAAAGACUCUUUGGCGAUAGAUGCCAAUGGGGUUUCUAACAAUGACACAAAGAGUACACGACAAGAAGUUGUGUUCAGACUUCUUUGCUCUAAUUAUGCAGCUGGGAGUGUGAUUGGCAAAAAGGGAGCCAUAGUUAGAGCUCUAGAAAAUGAGACUGGUGCCACUAUACGAUUCGCAGCUCCUACAACUGGCUCCAUUGAGCGCAUUGUCACCAUUUCUGCGCUCGAGAAUCUGGGGUCAGGGUUCUCUCCAGCACAAAAUGCUGUUAUUCUUGUUUUUGCUAGAUCUGUUGAGGGGGACAUUGAAAAAGGGUUUAUAUUGGGUUUCAGUCAGGGAGCAACAGUUACUGCAAAGCUUCUAGUUGCUGCAGAUCUAGUUGGUCGCUUGAGUGAAGAUGAAGGUAAGGUGAUUUCAGAUAUCAGAGAAGUAUCUGGUGCUGAUAUACACAUACUGGGAGGAGAUUCUGGAAAUCAAGUGGUACAGAUUAUUGGCGAGUAUAAAACUGUACAGGAUGCUCUGUUUCAAGUCACUGGCUCUUUGAGGGAUCACCUCUUGCCUCGUGAGGUCCUUAAUGAAGUGAGAGCAAGGAGUUCAUUUGGAAGGGUGUCAGAGCCUACAUCUUCGGGACCACACCAGUCUUUAGGUUUAUUUCAUGAUUCUGAUGAUGAAGCUCUUUUAACAGGUCAAAUGAACCGACUAGGACUCUCCCACAGUGUAAGUUCCUUUCCACUACGGUCGCAGCUACCUCAGACGGUGGAAUCAGGGCAUUCCAAGGCCAUCACAAAUGUUCAAGAAGUCCUAACAAAGUUUGGUGGAGAUCUUGAAGUUUCAAGCGGAAACAAACUUGCAAUAGUGACGAAUACAAUUGUAGAGAUAGUAGUUUCAAGACAUGCUUUUGGCUCUAUUUAUGGUGAAGAUGGUGACAAUUUGAACCGUCUAAGAGAGGUGCAAAAGUCGAAGUGUAUGAUCCUCGUCUUGGUGAAAAUGAAGGGAAGCUUGUUAUAUCUGGAACACCUGAUCAAACCCUUGCAGCGCAAAGUUUACUUCAAGCCUUUAUCCAAACUGCAAAUAAAUCAUAACAUCACAACGCCGACGACCCAAACAGAUGAACUUUUUGGCAACGUGUUCCUUCUCUGUCUGAUUUUUGCUAUGGAGGUACUCAGUAGACAAUAUCUUCUUGUAUAGAUAGAUAAUUCUAGGUUGAAGGCUAGCAGCGAAGCAGCAUCCAUACUUGGAUUGUAAAGGUCAGAAGCUCUAUUACAUCACUUUUGAACAAUGCAUGUCAAGUGCAUUUGUGAUUGUUUCGCUUUUGCUAACCACAUAGAGUUGCUCAUUUUGGAUCCAAAUCGCUUGCAUGCUUUACUAUGAAGACGUGAUAAGAACACUAUAAUAGACUAGAAAGACUACAAACUCGUGAACUGAAGGACAUAUUAAUUGAUAUUGCUUGUACUAAUGACACAAAAAAAAGUUGAAACGCCAAAUGGUUUGUUUUUACACCUCAGCAUACAUCGCUUU
This is a messenger RNA of Morus notabilis, 2590 nucleotides long. RefSeq names its product KH domain-containing protein HEN4. The transcript has 7 exons. Gene Ontology annotation, cellular component: cytoplasm; nucleus. NCBI's taxonomy places the organism in Eukaryota, Viridiplantae, Streptophyta, Magnoliopsida, Rosales, Moraceae. Gene Ontology annotation, molecular function: mRNA binding. The record is from RefSeq and is a predicted model, not a curated record. Gene Ontology annotation, biological process: regulation of gene expression. Bases 176 to 2260 code for a protein of 694 amino acids.